UUUGUGUUGUCUCAAGGCAAACGUCGCUAGACCACACGAUCACAGUCAUGAAUAUGCUAAAAGCAGGGUCUUUAGCCCGCUACCCGCCAUCAUGCGGGGGUGGCCCGUAGUAUAUACGCACUGACAGUCCGCCUUAGGUAUUUUCUUUUGCUGUUCGCUUCUCCCCCUUUGUUCUCAAACAAUCGUUCAUGUGGUUGUGGACCGCUGGCUGGUACCUAGGGUAGUACUUGUGCACGAUGAUGCUCUUUUCACCGCCAAGGUGCGACUCUCGCGUGCCUUCCGCAUCUGGACGACAAACAGUUCCUGUUGCCUUCACUUCUCCAGCUCCAGCUGUGUUCUCUUGGCUCGUGGAAUCUCUGUCUACAUCGCCCUCACCUCGUACUCGCCAACCCACAGACGCGCCUUCCUCUCAACGCAACUCUCACCCACGAACGUCUCCGCAAUCGACCCCACUAAGGAACAUCAAAGAUCAACAAACCUCCCAUUCUGACAAGAUGUCAUUCGACUAUGACCAUUAUCAAUGCAGCCCGAGGUCACCUGCGUACGAGCCCAUUUUGGGCAGCAUCAUUGAGACGGCCGAGAUUGAAGAUGAAUCAGGCAUCGAGAUUGAGGCCAAACUUUCGAGACCCUCACUCAUCAAGAUCGAUUCCGCAUCGCACGACGUGCCCGAGGCCUUCAUCCCUGACAUGUCCAUCGGCCCACCAGAACUCGCAACCAUGACUGCCAAGGGCAGUGUUAUUCAGUUCGCGCGUAUGACUACGACCAAAGUCACUUCUGUUCGACGUGUGCUCCGUAAGGUCCUGGAAGCCGACAAGGUCCGCCGUCGCAAGGCUCUCAAGGUCUACCUCAAGGCUCUCACCUUCUUGCGGUACAUGCUAAAGGCGCAUGACCGCUAUGGAUCUGCAAUGAUGACGACUGGUAUGUACAUGCCGCGGUGAAAGGAGUGCGGUGUAAGAAAAGCGAUUUCUGAGAUUCGGGCUGGACGACAUUUACGGUUAUACAUGAGCAAUUUUGGGUUGCAGCAUUGCGCGGCGUUUUAUAUCCAAUGGCAGUUGGUUUACGGGAAGACACAAGACUACGGUCUACUUUUACAUUUCUUCGGUUGCAGCGUCUGACAACAGAUAGCAAUGCCAUCCUUCAC
Molecule: messenger RNA, 1141 nt
Organism: Didymella exigua CBS 183.55
Lineage: Eukaryota; Fungi; Ascomycota; Dothideomycetes; Pleosporales; Didymellaceae
Exons: 1
Coding region: 237-938 (233 amino acids)
Source: RefSeq, a predicted model, not a curated record